AGUCUCUUCUCUCUUUCUCUGCAGACGGCCUUAAGCUCCUUCUUCCAGGAGGCCAACAUCCCCACUCACCACCACCAGAUGAUGUGCACUCCCAGGAACACGCCCGCCACGCCACCCAACUUCCCGGACGCCAUCACCAUGUUCUCCAAGCUGCGUGCGUCUGAUUGCGGCCCCGGGUCCGGCAGCGGUUCCUCCAUGGCGUGCUCCCCACCGACCCCCUCCUCCGGCUACGGCUCCUUCUGGGCGUCCUCGCCGCCCAGCCACCAGCCCGCCUGGCUGCCCCCAUCGUCGCCAACAGGCCCCCACCUGCACCACCACUUCCACCACCACCACCUGCAACAGACUCCCAUGUGGCCACCUGGAGCCCAGCCCAGCGCCGCCCCACAGCCCCCCGUCGUGUCCGCGCUGCACGGCCAGAGAUGAGACUGAACGCGGAGGAGGGGGGGUGGUCAAGGAGCCAAAUGUAUGGGGAGGGUGGUGGGGGGGUCCAUGUGUGGAAUGAGAGGAAAUGGAAAAAGACAAAAAAACUGUUUUCCUGUCUCAUUUUUCUAAACCGAAGACUUCCUCUCCGUCUUCAUCACACGCCGAGGAAACGAACGUUCUUUUUCAUCCGGGAUGCAAAUCGGGCCCAGGACCCAGCAGAGCGCUCCGAGGAUAGCAGCCAUGAGAUCUCAUUUUUUAUCUUUUAAAGACUCUUCUUCUUCUUCAGAUGGUUCGGAAAUAUCUGGCAAUAACCAGCAGAAAACAGACGGGAUUCUAGACGUUUCCUUUACAGCUAUGAACUGCUCGCAGAGAGAUGCAUCUACAGAUGUCCUUUACCUGAGUCACACCAGAUUUAGCACAGGAAUAAAACCUGCUAAUCUUUUUUUUUAAAGAAACAACGACCUGGAGGACAAAAUCUUCUUUCUGCUGCAUAUUAAGAAAGAUGUUUCCUUAACUUUCAUCCUUUUGACGCGGUUUCCUGAUCAAAACAAAGAUGUUGCUUUAUUUCUACGACGUGUAAACAAAAUGGAAAAUUGUAAUGAUCAGUUUGAUAGAGAGCCUCUGUUCCAACUAUGUAACUAGAAUGCAAUUUAUAUUUCAGUGUUUUUCUUUUAUUGUGAAAAUAUCCAGUUUACUUUCCGAAUUUAAAAUGGAAACAAACUAAAACAGAGUGGUAGUGACUAAUUUAGAAAAAUAAUCGCCAACUAUUUUGAUAAAUAGUUUAAGUGAUUUUUCAUGCAAAACUGUCAGAGAAUACUGUUUUCAGCCUCUUAAAUAUGUAGAUUUGCUGAUUUACUGUUUUAUAUCAUAAUAAAAUAAAUAUCUUUGGGUUUUUGGACAAAGCAAGACAUAUAUUUGGACUUUGAGAAACUGGUAUGUAAAUUUGUUCACAUUAUUUAACAUUUUAUAGACGGAUAAAUGAAUGAAUCCAGAAGAUACGAUUUUUUUCUGGGUCGCUAUAAACAGAAACAUAAAAGCAAUAUUAGGUCAUUUGGGAAAUCAUAAUUACUGUCAUUAUUUAACAUAUUAAGUGAACCACACUACGUACCGUUGAGGUCAGGUUAUACAUUGGCUUCCAAUCGGAAUCUUUUUACAUUUUAAUACAAAACUUAAUGUGUCUGGUGUAGUAAAAACAGAUAACGGACAUAUUUCUGACUAACUGGAUCCUUAACAACAGUCCUAUGUUUGGGAUAAACAAUCUUUUAUGUUGCAGCAGACAGAAUAUUAUUUAAUCCAGAUGGACAAAAGAGCGUGGAAGGUUUCAGUAAAUCCCUUCAGAGACAGGAAGUGAUGUCAUGUUGAGUUGAAUGGUUAAACGACAGUAGGGAAUAACCUUUUGUAAAGUGCAAAUAUGAUCGGUGAGUUAAGUAGAGCGGCAAUCAUUUAAAUAUUUUUAGAUCUGCCACAUUUAUAAAGUCUUUUUUCUCAGACUAAUUUCAGACCUCCUGUCAUGGGAGAGGGGAGAUUAAGAGACGGCUCAGAUCCAUUUCCUGUUUAGUGGUUAUGAGGCACUUUUGUACCACAGCAUAAUAUGGCCAUUGUAGGUAAAAAAAUAAAUAAAGGAUGGGUAAUGUUUUCAGAAAUAAUCUGGAUUUCAGAAAUGAAAACCUUGUAUUCACAAGAUCACAAAUGAAGGAAACCUUGCCAUGAUUAUUAAAGCAUUAAUUUGCGAGAAAAAACAGAAGUAUAAAGCUCAGAUUAAAGGCAUUCUUUUACAUACAAAUGUAUGCCUUUACAUUCUCAGAGAAUGUUAGUUUUGGCAUACAUUUUUUAAAUUAUACUUUUUUUUUGUCUAUUUCAUUGUAUAUUCACAACUUUAAUCUUUGAUAAUUUCUGACUUUUGUUUACUUGAGAAUUAGGGAUAUUAUUAUCUAUAAAAAAAAUAUAGUAUUUUUACGAAGUAUCACCCUCCUUCCUUGGUUAUGUAUUGUUGUUUGUUUACCUACAAUGGCUCUAAUGGACAGUUUUGUAAAUAAAACCUUCAGCUGAACGUUUUCUGUCACGCUGAUGAUAUAAAUAAUCUGAUUUUGGAAUAUUUUUGUCCGGUGAGCUGCCUGCCUGUCUGCGGGGGGCAUUUAGAGGCCAACUCAGUGAUUUUUCACACAACCUUUGUGACGCUCAAACACUCCUACCUCUGUGUGGAUGUGAGGCCCCUGAGCUCUGCCGUACCCUCCGCUGCAGACGGGAUCAGAGAGUUGAAACAAGUUCAAACUGCUGCCGCUGCGGAAGAAGAAUUUACAGCAGAGCUUCACAGCAGGCUAAACCCGGGAUUUAUUAGCUGGCUCCCUCACACAGGAUCCCACGUAUGUCACAGAAAAUCACCGGGAGAAUAGUGAAACGUUUAAAAAAAAAACUUCACUCCACAAGAAAGAGGAAGCAGGAAUCAGGGAGGGACGGGAUGCAGAGAAAGAUGUAAAAACGGACUUUGUUGUUCACAGCUUCACACAGACAAUCAACCUUCCUCUGUUUUCUGUAAGAUUUCUGUUGGGUUCUUCCUUUCUGGGGGGAGGGCUUCACUUUUAAAGCUGUUACAUCCCUUCAAAUUCAACAACCUGAUAAGAUUAUAUUUCAAAUCUGAUACAGAAAUGAAAAUCCACCCUGAUGUGUUUUACUCCUCUGGGCUCUGUUUGUCCUGCCAGUCUUUCUCUCUUCUUCUAUCCUCAUAAAAGGGAGUUUUUUGAAGGUGAGGGAGGAUUUUUCCUGCAAAUCAAAGGAGUUGAGAGGAAUGCCGGAUGUGUCAAAUGUGACGGAAGAGUUUUUUGUGAGAGGACUAGUCGUCUAAUUUAGUUUUUGAUGGAACGAGUUGCAGGUUGCGGAGGUGUUUGUGCCGACGGGGAAUAAUUUGUCGGAGCUUCCUGCAGGGUUCAGGCUUAUUAUGGAUCAUUUAAUCCUGAUACAGUAUGUCCCAACCACCCUGACGUUUUGAUUGUUUACCUCAUUUUAAACUUUUAUUUUGCUCUUACCAGGUUUUCUUUCUCAGAAAUUCACUGUUCUAAUCCACGGCUCUUUUAUAGAGAUUUCUCUCGAGUACUUUCGGUUAAUUUCCUCUGUUUAAAUGUGUAUUUAUAUGUUUAAUAAAAACAAGGUAUGAUUUAC
Messenger RNA from Notothenia coriiceps (black rockcod), 3579 nucleotides. It is a transcript of the gene ubald2, whose product is annotated as UBA-like domain containing 2. The record is from RefSeq and is a predicted model, not a curated record. Lineage: Eukaryota; Metazoa; Chordata; Actinopteri; Perciformes; Nototheniidae. The transcript has 2 exons. The coding region runs from base 79 to 423 and encodes 114 amino acids.